Oreochromis niloticus (Nile tilapia) is the source of this 2754-nucleotide messenger RNA. RefSeq lists its product as uncharacterized. Bases 172 to 2625 code for a protein of 817 amino acids. The transcript has 16 exons. NCBI's taxonomy places the organism in Eukaryota, Metazoa, Chordata, Actinopteri, Cichliformes, Cichlidae. The record is from RefSeq and is a predicted model, not a curated record.
GCGUAACGCGAGAAGUGCGUAUCCAAGCAACAAGACGAGAACAUGAACGGAGAGGGGGGGAUUUUUGCUGGAGUGAAAUGUUGAUCUUGAAGCACUUUUUCUCAGCUAAGUUACUUUUGCUUUGCUGCAAAGAGAUACGGUGUGGGGGGAUUUCUCCCUUUGUAACGGGAAAUGAGUUCUUCUGGUGGGACAGAAGGCAAACGGGGGCCCUUUUAUUUCUUUGAUCAGCCAGCAGGACGAAAUCGAGUUAAAGGAGAGCGAGGAAACAUUUUACAUUUGAGUGUGACAAAUGGAGGAGCGCAAUUCGAGGGCAGGAUACUAAGUAAUCCAGAGGAGAACGGAGGAAGGAAGGAAGAAGGCGAUAAACCUGGCACAUCGUCUGCUUUAAAUCUGAUCGGUUCGAUGGAGGCAUACAAGCAAGCAGCGCCUCAGUUAUUAAAUGAAUUGGCUCGCCUGCUUUGGCAGCAUAGGUGGGCUGAUGAGAGGCGUCUUCCUCGCGGGGUUGUAAAUAUUCUGAACUGCUCCUGGCACGAUCUGACUGCAGGGGCGCUGCGUUCAAGUCCCAAACUGACUGACAAGCUACCGAAGUCUGUGGGCUCCCCGAAGCUGCAGCAACCUCCCCGCCAGGUGUCAGCCAGCGGCCGGGAGGAAACGGCAGAGGAGAUCCCGUGCGCUGCAGGAAGUGCUGGUUUCACAGGGAGAAAGUCGCAAGUCAAACUAAACCCACGUGUGAAAAAGAGCGAGCAAAGAUGCAGUAGAGCUCGCAGCUCCACGGCAGCCACUCCCUCCAUCUCAUCCAGUUUGAUCGCUCAGCCUAAUCAGGCCUCCAGUGAUGUGCCUAACAGGAUCAGUUUGUAUCAGUGGGUGGUGGAGAGACUGCAGGGAGCAAAAAAUCCCGAAAAACUGCCAACAACUGAGCUGGAUCCGAACGAACAGCUUAUCCUCCGUCACUAUGGGGAUGCUAACGUGACACGCAGGAGAAGAAAGGACCGUCCUUCCUCUUUAGUCAACGGGAUGCCACAGAUACCAGAAGUGAAACAGCGGGAUCCUGCCCAGCAAAAACUGCACUACAGGAUCAACGAUGGCUCCUCACUCAUAUAUUACCCAUCUGGUUGCAUGGCAGUGUGCCAGAGUCACUCAGGCCUGCCCUGCGGAGGCUUCUAUACCAAUGUGUUCACUGACAGCAAGUUUCCCACCAUCCUCGCGACUAUUACAGCGUUUGGGCGCGGGGCCGUCACACAUCCUCUCAGCUCAGCCAUCACAGCACUGUGGGAUCAGAACGGUGGAUUCAUGUGCGAUAUUUACGGAAACAAAACUAAGGAGUGGAGUUGGAAGACAUAUCACAGGGAAAAGAUUGCAAUACAGAUUUCUGAUCACGUGUCUGUGAGUCUGUUCAGCGGCACGUCUGCAGUGCUCACCUUCAGGUGUGAAAAUGAAACUGCCCAGCUUCCGCUUUCUGCUCGGUCUCACCUUAAUCAGCCAAAGGAAACAUCGGUGCGCUCUCGGGACGCUCUCCAGAUGAUGAGAGAAGAGAAGAGGCAGGAGGAGUCGUCAGCACACUGGAAAAGAGGAGGUCAUCCCAGCGGGACACUGAUGAGGCUUCAGCAAAGAGUACACAAAACCGUGGAAGAUUGGUUGGACUGUUAUCGUGUGGCUGUCGGUAUCAAGUGUCCUGGCUCAAUGCGGAUGCCAGAUGCCCCACUGAGGACCAGGCCGAGAAAAGAGGCGCAGUCAGCUGCUCUGCCCUCCGUGAAGCUACCUGAACGAGUAAAUGCUAACCCAGUCCAGCCAGAGGAGAGCAGAGAUGAGUUUCGGGAGCUUCACGGGCACCUGUCGCCAUCGGCCGAAAGAGCGCCGGACUUUCCCGUUGUGCUGCCUAGGACACCUAAAAAGCCUGAAAAGAAGGAACGUGGAUUCACGCAGCUAGGACCUCUUCGGAUUUACGGGAGCAUCAAACCAGAGUCAGUGUCUCUUCCAAAUAAUCCCGAAUUGCAGAUGUCCGCCGUCACCCACCUUCCUGCAGUAGCACCGUUCCCCCCCUCUGUCCCCCUCACAGUGUGCCCGGAUCUACUCAGAGCGGCACUGCUGGGGGAAGGGCAGCGGAGGAGCUGCUGCUGCAGCACUAAACUAAUGCCGGUAGUGACAGACCUGGAGUAUGAUGCUUUCAUUAUGGGCCAGCCUCCACAGAGUCAACAGAUCCUUGUUGUGUGUGUGACUUGUCCACGUCAGCCUGGCGACACGCACGCAACGCCCGGCCAGGACUCGCUGGAGUAUCUUUACAGGAGGAAGAACAAACACAGAACAUCGCCUUGCACUCAGUGUCAGAUGGACUCUUUUCGUGUGGUGAGGUAUGAAAUAGAAAUGGAGAAUCCCUGCUACGAAUCCAAGAGCAUCCUGCUGCGCCAGCGACACAGAGCUGCUCCCGGCACGGUCCUGAUGUAUAUCAGAGGGAAGCUGCUGUUUGCGGGGUACAUAUGCAGCGAUCACAGCUUCUCAGCCAGGGUCCUUGAAAAGCAAAUCUCCAGAAGCAGAAGAGACUACAGAUUAGGUCUGAUUCUCCCGUCAGACUACAAGUUCAGUGAUUCUGUGAACACUCCUGCGGCUGCAGACACAGCACUAACCUGAGGCGAUGACAUCACACCGAGUCCUUCAGAGAAAAGGGAAACAGUGAAGGCAAUGUAAAGUUUUCAUCAACAUUUACGUGAAAUUCUGACGGAUUCCUCUGUGGAAUAAAAAAAUGAAACUGAAACAUAA